Messenger RNA from Dreissena polymorpha, 3399 nucleotides. RefSeq lists its product as uncharacterized. NCBI's taxonomy places the organism in Eukaryota, Metazoa, Mollusca, Bivalvia, Myida, Dreissenidae. The transcript has 9 exons. The record is from RefSeq and is a predicted model, not a curated record. Bases 115 to 1503 code for a protein of 462 amino acids.
AAUACGUAAGCUGUGGUGUAGUGAUUUUAAACUUCCUUGCAUAUCAAGUAAUGUUGAUGUAGCUUAAAGAGCUAUUUUUAUGAAACAAUGAUUGUAUGAAUAUAAGUGACCAACAUGUCGCUUAUUUUUGUUAUUUUUAUAUGGAUAUGUACGCUUGCUGACGGUACUAAACUGUGCGUACUGUCGCCUAUACAAUGGAUUGAUGCUAUGAAACACUGCCAAUCAUUAGGAGGUUCUCCGUUAAGUCACUAUUAUAUUCCGAAGAGGAUCAUUAGCCAGUUGAAUUUCUCUGCAGUGUGGACAUCUGACUAUGCAGCGUUAAAACCUGCAAUUGGAAACAUCAGACCAUAUUGGUGUCAGUUCAUUACAAUUGCGGCAAAUGGACAGAGUGGCGGUGUUCAGAUCGGGAACUGUACAACAGAGAAACACUACAUGUGCUGUGAACCUGGAAAUAUAGGAAGCAGUUGUAUAAAGAUCGGGACAUGGUACCAAUCAAAGGUCUGCAAAGAGAUACAUUCAUAUGGUGACUUGAACAAUUUAACACAAGGGGACUACUGGCUUACUGUUGCCUAUAGCUUCGAGAAUUUCACUUUUCAAGCACAAUAUCACACGGCUGUGGAAUUGACAUUACCGACUAUGUACAGAUGCGGCAUGUUGGACGUCAAUGGUGUUUUCCAGUUUGUAAACGACUGCAGCAGGGCGCAUUACUCUGUAUGUCAUAUGGAUAACUAUUCUGAGAACGGUUUUGCAGAUUGCAUACAAACGAAAACCACGCCUAAUCCCGACUUUAUGUUAUCAACAACGGAUAAACAGGCAACUAUUGACCCGAAUAACUCAGAUGAACGAGAUUCAAAGUUAGCUAUAGGUUUUGGAGUUGGUGUUCCACUACUUAUAUGUGUACUUGUUGUCACAAUUGUCUUAGCUGUUCACAUGCGAAGAAAUUCACAGUUAACUGGAAUUAAGAACGGCAAAGCAAAUGCUCAUACCGAGAUCAAUGCUACAUAUGGCGUGUCCGACAACAGAGUUGAAUUAUUUGUAUGGAGUGUUGAUGAAACAGCAAAUAUAGGGUUAUAUUCGACAAUCCCAGAAAACAUAUCAAAUCCAGCCGAUUAUGAAGACGUACCUCCCGAAGAGAAUUGUGCCGCAUCUUUUCCACUCGAUUCAGAUGUUGAGAGCAAAACACGUCGGAAGACAAAAAAGGCAGGAAGUACAGCCAGGGAUUAUAUGCAGUUUAGGGAACCUUACCGAACUCUUGCCAGCAAUAAUGAAGUGAGAAGGGUUUAUGUUACCCGCACCGACACAUUUGAGGAUCACGAUAACUGUAACACAGAUGCGAUGGGUGAUGAAUAUGACGGUGUCCAUUCCUUUGCAGCACCGAGUCUAGGCACAUUGAACGUCUAUAGUCACAUAGGUCAUGGAAAGAAUGAUGACCAUUACAACGUCGCUUCGUGUGCCCAUAAACAGCCAGCGGGAAAUAUUGAUGACUAUGAUAAACUAAAGUGAGCGAAGACACAAAUACAUGUAAUCAACACAUAUUUUCACUGUGUUUGAUUUACAACUUAAUAUCGUAUAAAAUCAGUUGCAAUGUGAUCGUCUCUCUGGCAUUGUCAUAUUAUUAUAAGUCGUUUCUUUAAAACAAAUGCGAAUUUUAUACUAUGCCACAUUUAACGUCAUACGUAUACUUAAAAUAUUAGAUCAGCACAUUAAAAAAAAUACCCACACUGGCCUUCAAUGGAUGCAUGUUGUCUCACCAUCGGCAGUAUUGAUCAGCAAACUUUUUUGUAUUGCUUAAUCCGUUUUACUGUAUUGCAAUAUGCGUUUUCCAUUUCGUAUUGCGAUUUACGUUUUACAUAUGGUAUUAUUAUAUGUUUUCUUUUGUUUUUGAACACGAAUCAAAAAGCUUUACGAUCAUAUUUUGUGAUAUUGAAAAUUGUCAUAUUACUUUUAUGAGUUCGAAGAUACAUAUUGGAAGACCAUUAUUGUAGUAAUGUCUGUAUUGAAAAUGAUGGUAAGACGUCAUUUUGUCGGCAGUUGGGUACACCUCUAUCAUCAAAAUGUUGAAACCAUACUACGAUAUACUGCUUAUCUGCGUCAACGAUGUAACCAUAUCUAAAAGUUUUAUAAUGAAACCGAAUCUACUGUAAUGUAAGAAUGUUAAAUAUGUUCCCAUUUUGACAUCUGAACACAUAGUCACAUUUAGUAUUUGCUGAACAUUAAAACAGUUAUAACGUCUGCGUAGGUAUAUAUACCUACCAUCAACAUAUAAUAUUUUCUGAUGACUAUUAGUUUCAUUUAUCCUGUAUAAAUUCAUCCUCAUUGUACGUUUUCUUAACAUUUAUAACGUAAGGUUCACUAUUGUUCAACCAUAAAAAUACUGAUAUAUAAUUAUACUUUUAGUAUUUUGAAGCUUUUGAAAAUAACUGAUUUCUUACAACCCACACUAAACAAUUGUAUUUUUAAUUCACGAACAUCACUUACCAUGACCUAAAUAAGAGACCUACUUUUACUCAUGCCUAGAUGACUUCUAAGUAUGACGUGUCUUGUAACAACGUUGAAUUGAUGCUUUAUAGUUCCUGUCAAUCCACGAGACAUUUUGAUACUUAAUUAAACCCCAGCUACAAGCAAAUACGGCCGAAGUACUGCGGGUUAUGAAGAGACAUUGACAACGAUGGCAUGUUAGGCUUCCGUCAAAAACAUUUCAGGGAUUUCGACGAUUUCAAAGGCGGCGAAACUAUCGAAGAAAUCAAAGGGUAUCUGAGAGUAUUGAAUAAAAACGAAUGCAUGUCCAGAGCAAAGUUUUUAUGAACACUUUGUUAUUAAAGGCAACGACAAAGACCUGGUUCAUUAUUACUGUAGCAGGGAUGAUAUGAGUGAUAAUGACAUCGGCUAAUGCCAUGAAGUUUCAGAGAACGUGACCUUGAAUAAGUAUAGGCAAACAAGAAUCGGAAAUAAUUAUGAUCAUAUGAAAAUGAUUAUAUCGGUGCUACCUCUAUCCCUGAACAGGAGACAUCAUUCCCAAGAUAGUAUUACAGACCGAAAUAGUCAUGAAAAGGACCAAAUCAUUAACUCCCAAAUUUUAGAGAUGUAAUGCCGCACAUUGUUCAGUUAGGCAAAUUAUAACAUGGUGAUGAUUUCUGUGGGUAUUCCAAUGUACUAUGAAGACCAAUAUCAGUUACGUUAAUUACCGUAAAAAGAUAAAACAUACAGACAUAUUUAUUAUUGGUUUAGUUUCGAUGACAUUCUGUCGUCCAUAUUUGUUGGUAAUUAUAAUUGAUCAUGCCGGUUAAAUUAGUUCAGUGUCUAAUGAAAAGCGCCUUUUGUACGAGUAUUACUGCUACCGCUUCAACUCAACUUAGCUCAGUUUAUUCAGUUAAUAAAGGCCGUCGGCCCCAAAAUACA